Molecule: messenger RNA, 1899 nt
Organism: Penicillium waksmanii
Lineage: Eukaryota; Fungi; Ascomycota; Eurotiomycetes; Eurotiales; Aspergillaceae
Exons: 5
Coding region: 1-1899 (632 amino acids)
Cellular component (GO): nucleus
Source: RefSeq, a predicted model, not a curated record
AUGGAGAUCCCUGACAUUCCCGACAAUCGUCCACACAAGUCACCUUCGGUGCUGUCGUACUCACCGACCAUUGUCCUUGAUGGCGCGACAGACUAUGGGUUUGAAUCGCAACCCAAGGACAGCGACUACCAGGACAUGCGAAAAGCUCCGCCGGUAGAUACGCCGCAAGACAUGCGCCAGGAAGUUACCCAAGAUCUCAGUACGCCAGAGCCACAAGAAAAGCCGAAGGAACUGAACGCAAUGCCGAAUGGCACAGAACAUCUUCCUCCCCCACCUAGCAGCGACGGCGACGUCGACGAGCUUCGUCCCAAGUCAUCGCUCAAAACCCUUCGCCGAAAUUUCGCACUAAAUGAGCUCCCACUGCUCCAAGCGACGAACCCAUACGAUGGUUCUGAGCAAUUCAAUCCGGUCAACGAGGAGGAUGGCGACACAUUCGACUUGGUUGCUCCAUGGGAGGGCGAUGCGGCCCCACUGCACUCUCUUGAGCGCCAAGCGGAUACGAUGUUUUCGCCCGACCAUAUGCUAACCAUCUUGCGAAAUCCGCGCUAUUUGGCGCGCUUUCGGAAUUUCCUGGUCUCGGAGCGCCCGAGGUCUAUUCCCACAUUGACAUAUUAUCUUAAUGCCUGCAAGGCGCUGAAAGCAAUCCAAUAUGCAAAUUCCCUUGUACGAUUGUCGGUAGAUGUGCCGACGGCCGGGAUUGAGCAGGCUCAAGAACCCGUUGGCCUAACUACAAACACAGCACUCGAAGCCCGUGUUCAGGAUGCACUGAAUGCUCUGACUGCAGAGGAGCUUCCCGCAUUCAUCACAGCGACAUGUAUCAACAUCACGAGCAAAGUUGUCGAGGAACGCGUGCGAGGAACCCUGCCAGACAAGUUCCAGGGAACAUCAGACGCCCUGGCGGAAGUAUUCUGUUUGACAGACCCCUCGCGCCCCGAUAACCCAAUUAUCUUUGCAUCGGGAGAAUUCCACCGCACUACGCAAUACGGCAUGGACUACGUCCUUGGACGAAACUGCCGCUUCUUGCAAGGCCCCAAGACAAACCCUAACAGUGUCCGACGCAUUCGCGAAGGCAUCCAGUCAGGUCGACAUCACUCAGAGUUGUUCCUUAAUUACCGCCGCGAUGGCUCUCCAUUCAUGAAUCUGCUUCAAUGCGCACCGCUUUGCGACAGCCAAGGAAAAAUUCGGUAUUUCAUUGGAGCUCAAAUUGACGUUUCAGGCUUAGCGAUGGAGGGCGCGCAAAUGGAAUCUCUCCAAGAUUUGCAGGACCGAAAAACUUCAGAAGAGGAAGAGGAAGAGAAAGAGGAAGAAGCUUCCCAGCAAGAUGAUGUAUCGCACCUCAAACCUAAGCCAAAAAGCGAAUUCCAAGAACUGGGUGAACUGUUCAGUCCCCGGGAGCUGCAGAAUGUGCACAAUUACGGAGGCAAUCUGUUCCACCCUGUGGCCGACCGACUCAACCCAAAGAAUAGCCGCCUGUGGAUCCAAAGCCCUGAGGGCGAGAGCGAGUCUCGGUUAGGGGUCCCAUCAUCUGUUUCCAAUGGCGGAGGCUCUUUGACUGGUGUCUACAAACAUUACCUUCUUGUCCGACCAUACCCAUCACUCCGCAUUCUCUUUACAUCGCCCUCCCUUCAAAUCCCCGGUAUGCUUCAAUCGUCAUUCCUAUCCCGUAUUGGCGACUCGGGACCCAAGCGUGAUAGCAUUCUACAUGCCAUGAUGGCCGGACGCAGUGUCACAGCUCGGAUUAAGUGGGUAAACCGCUUCAGUGAUCAUGGUCGGCAUCGCUGGAUCCAUUGUACGCCGUUGCUGGCGAAUAAUGGAGAAGUGGGAGUUUGGAUGGUGGUGGUUAUCGAUGAUGAAGAUGAAAGUAUGGUACGGUGGAGUGGAAAUUGGCCGAGUGCCUAG